GUUGUGGACCAUAUAAAGGGAACACAUUGAGGGAAAGAAUGAAUAUCCAAGAAGACGAUAAGAGAAAGGGACGAUUCGGAUGGGUCAAACGGCUCAUGCAGGGCCAACAAAGGGCCAGUAAUGGGGCACAUGUACCCGUCAACGGUCAUAUAGAAAGGAAUAGUAGCCUGAGACCUGUAGAUGGAGGAGAAGGAGAUUCCACUGAUAAUGAAGGUAGAGAAAAUAUAUCAUUCAAUUCGGAUAACAUUACAACGAAUUCAUAUAAUACAGAUAACGUGAGCACGACGCCAUUAAAAUCCUUGGGGUCUACUCCUUCUACAAAAUCCCCGUCUGUUCUCAGUGACAACCACCAAGAUAAUGUGUCGUAUGUGGCAUCUACAGCAGAUACAUCGAUUGCCCCCAGCACUCUUACACAUCAUUUAAGCUAUCCAGUUGGAAGUCAAUUGAGCACCUCAAGUGCUACUACUACCACAACCGCUACUAAUCCUAAUACCAAUUCCAGUCCAAAUAACUCGAACUUACCCACUGGUGGUGUAGAUAACAGAGAUAGUGAGUCUAUUGUGACAUUGGCUAGUUCUUCGCGCAGACUUCGUAGAAGGUCAUUGGAUACGAAUUGUAGCACAGCAGGUAUUCCUCCAGCCAGUAUCAUGGAAAGGUUAUCUGUAAAUCCAACUGCAGCCAACAGUACGUAUGCUAUGAGUAUGUAUGACCGUGGAAGUGUCUACAACAAUGAUGCAGGAAACAGUAUAGCUGAUUCUCAAGAGGCACAAGAGGAUGACAGAGAAAUUGAAGGGAAACAGUAACUCCCCCAUUAUCCAUAGAACGAGAAUUAUAAGGAAUGGAAAUCAGAAAAAAAAACAAAAGGCAUGAAUAAGAAGACUAGCAAUGUGAAUUUUGGUAUCGAACAGGCUAUGAAUGUAUCAAAUAUAACAAACAAAUAACACAAUGAAAACAAAGUCGAAGCAAGCACAGAAAGACACCACGUCAAUAUAUACAUUUAACCCAAUAUCGCUUUAUAUUUCUUGAACUUCCUAGUUAUGAAGGCGCUCUUCAACUUGUCAGUAUGGGGAGAGCGCUAAAAUGUUGACGUGCUAACAAAAAGAAAAUACAAGGAAAGAAAAAAGUAAAAAAAAAAAAGAAAUUACAUCACUGACAAACAUAAGGGAAACUUCAACAAUAUCCAUGACUAGUUACUUACCGUUAAUACUUUAUUAUGGCAUAAAACUAACAAUUUUUUUUUUCUAUGACCUUCAUGAAUCAAUUGUAAAGUGUAGAUCACCUGACUAGGUGAGGGGGUCUAUUUUUGGC
Molecule: messenger RNA, 1308 nt
Organism: [Candida] anglica
Lineage: Eukaryota; Fungi; Ascomycota; Pichiomycetes; Serinales; Debaryomycetaceae
Source: the annotation of a GenBank genome assembly